Molecule: messenger RNA, 4414 nt
Organism: Magallana angulata
Lineage: Eukaryota; Metazoa; Mollusca; Bivalvia; Ostreida; Ostreidae
Product: steroidogenic factor 1-like
Exons: 8
Coding region: 122-1753 (543 amino acids)
Biological process (GO): hormone-mediated signaling pathway; tissue development; regulation of transcription by RNA polymerase II
Cellular component (GO): RNA polymerase II transcription regulator complex
Molecular function (GO): nuclear receptor activity; RNA polymerase II cis-regulatory region sequence-specific DNA binding; zinc ion binding
Source: RefSeq, a predicted model, not a curated record
UAUUUGACUGUGACGUCACCUGAAUAUUGAUAAAACAUUGGACAAUUUAUACAGGGUUUCACGUUAUUUACAUUGGCGCUGAAAUCUGUUUUAUUUAUUUACAAAUGACGCUGGAUUCUAGAUGAAUCUCAGAGAAGGUUUUCUUGCAGGACCCGGUAAUAUGCCUGAAUAUAUGACCAGUUUUCCUAUGACGUCAUUGACACUGGACGCCAUUGCAUGCAAAGAAGAGGACGCUGUCGUUGUAGAAUACAUCCUUAAAGCUUCGGGGAGUGGGGGGGAGAUGCAGUACCCCCCGGACGUGAAGUACGCCUUUGAGGAGCUGUGCCCCGUGUGUGGGGACAAGGUCUCGGGAUAUCACUAUGGACUUCUUACCUGUGAAAGUUGUAAAGGUUUCUUUAAAAGAACCGUACAAAACAAGAAGGUAUACUCAUGUGUGGACAACAGAAACUGUCACAUUGACAAGAGUCAGAGGAAGCGGUGCCCGUACUGUCGAUUCCAGAAGUGUCUCAGUGUGGGAAUGAAGCUGGAAGCUGUCAGGCAAGACCGAAUGCGGGGAGGAAGAAACAAGUUUGGUCCGAUGUACAAGCGGGACCGCGCCCUGAAGCAGCAAGCUCUCCGACAGCAGCAACAACUAAUCGCCACGUGUCAUGCUCGGUUCUCCGGCGGAAUGGGCAUGAUGGGAGAUCAAGACAUUAAGCCUGAUCCCAGCAUGCUCCAUCAGCUGUCCUCAGAGGGCAACGUGGGAUACGCAAUGCACUCACCCCCACUGUCUGGUAUGCCCUCCCCGGGAAUGCCGGACUCACCCCCCCAGGACCUGAGUCGUCUGUCCAACUCGGGGGCCGCCUCACAAGCUCUGCCCACUUCCACCAACUCUCCAUCUCAGGUCUACACCAUGCCUCCAAACUACCAUCAUUCUGUCGUGUCAGCAAUGCGCAAUCAAUAUUCAUCCUCGUCACAUGUCAAUCACCAUUACAACCAUCACAGUCCAACACAGAUGUCGCCGCUCUCUCCAGUGGCGCCCCCUAUCGUGCCAAUUGUGCCUCAGCUGAUUCUGGAUGUGAAAGCAUCCAUGGCUGAUGAGAAUGAAAUAAAACAAAAACUGACAUCCUUUGUACAAAAUGAAUUUGGUCAUGAAGACAUUUUACAACCUAGUGUUCUAAUCAACAUGCUUUGUAAGUUGUCAGAUCAGCUUCUAUUUUUGAUGGUGGAGUGGGCGAGGACUUCAUUUUUCUUCAAAGAUUUAAAGGUGGAGGACCAGAUGAAGCUCCUACAGAACUGUUGGAGUGAGAUUCUGAUACUGGACCUGGUCCAUCGGCUGGUCAGGGAUACUUGGUCAGGGGAGGUCACUCUGUUAAAUGGCAAAAAGCUAACCUUGGAUUGUUUGGACAAACUCGGACUGUCAGCCGCCAAAGAAAGUAUCUUUGACUUGGUGCGGAAAAUGAAAGAACUGAAAAUUGAUGUCAACGAAUAUCUGUGCCUAAAAUUCCUUAUACUGUUAAACCCUGAUGUACCUGGUUUGGAAAAUCGCCAAGCGGUGGAGAACUCUCAAGAAAAAGUAAACUCGGCUCUAAUGGAGUACUGCGUCAAUUUUUAUCCGCACCUCAAGGAUAAGUUUGGUCAAGUUCUGUUGAGACUUCCUGAAGUCCGCUUGAUCAGUAUGCAUGCUGAAGAGUUUCUAUACUACAAACAUUUAAAUGGAGAAAUUCCCGAUCAAACACUGUUGAUAGAAAUGCUACAUUCUAAGAAGAAAUAAUUAGACACAUUUUAAAUUGUGUAUAAUAGGUGUAUGAAAAAAUUGUUGCUGGUAAAACACGCUUAUUGUACUGAGAUGGAAACAGUCUACAGAGAGAGAGAGAGAGAGAGAGCUGUAGGAAUUCUAUCUAUAGGUUGUUGAGUUUUAUUUUUUUUAUCAGGGAAAUGAAGUUUACAUAAAGACUACAGAUAAAAGUUAUACUCUGUGUAAACUGUGGCAGUGUUCUGCUAUGUACUGUUCAAAAUACAAAAUGCGAUAAUCAUUUUUAACAAGCUUGUGCCAUGAUUUCCUCUGUUUUGUUAUCGUAUACUUUAAUUGUUUAUAUCUGUACAUUGUUCUCAGUUUGAGGAACGUCAGAGAUCAUUCAGUGCUAUUUUACAUACAAUUGUGUGUAUGAACAAUUUUUUGUGGAAAUGUUGAUUUUUAAGAACUGUUGUAUGAGAAUGAAUUUGUUGUGUGCAUUUAUAUCAGUUACAGAAUGUACAUAUAAUGCCUUCAUUGAACUGGCAGUACAUGUUUGUAAUCUUUUGUUAAUGACUUAGUAAACACACGCCUCUCUUGUACUUCUGUAUUUAUCUUCAUAGAAAGAUGAAUAUUAUUGGUUGCUUGAUAUUAGAGCGUUUCACUUAACCUAACAUUUUGUUAAUGCAUAUGUGAUCUAUAGCCUCAUCAUUACAUUCAUAAUAACAGUGUGUGACGCUCUUGGUUCAAAGGGCAAGAAUAAUUCUGUUUUCUUCUGUUUGUUUGUCCACAACUUGAGACAGUAUAUCUUAGUAUACGUCAUGUUUUUCUGUUAAAUUAAAAAUAAAGGUCAGGUCAAGGUAAUCCCAGCGUACAAGUGGUGUCUGAUGCAUGGGCUACGGACCCAUUGUGUUUUUAUUUUACGCCAUUGUAUUAUGUUUAUAUAGGGCAUUUGUUUCCUGGCUGCUGAUGGCCUGGGGGUAGAGGACUGAGGCGGUCAGUGAUAGCUGUAUAGCAAUAGCAAUAAACCCUCAGUCACCGACUCCACAGUCACUCAGUGUCUUAUGGGGAGGGGAAAGCAUUUUAUCAACACCUUUAGAUAAUCUUUCUGAAUUUUAUAAUUAGAACUUUUACGUGAAUAUGAAAUAAAAAUGAAAUUUAUUUAUUUUUAAGAGAAAAUUAUUAUUUGAUAUUAUUUUUACCCAUUUAUCUUACAAAUUUUAUAAAUAUCAAUAUGAAUAAAAAAACAUUUUUAAUGAUUUUUUUAAUACAUGCAUCAAUUUGUGCAAACCUAUCCUAGACAAUUUAAAAUUAUUCCAAUCUCAGCUUGACUAGUAUACUACUAAGACCUGAUUGAUAACUGUUACCAUUACUUUUCCUAAUACAUGUAGUUCACUGAAGUUUGACAAUCAAAGAACAUUUAUUUUAUAAAAGUUGCUCAAAAGUCAUUGUUCCUGAAAACACCUUUUCAUAAAUGAUUAAAAAAUGUUCAACACAAGUUUUAAAAAAAGAAAAGUCUCACCAAAAUUUCUUUUUCACAUGCAUACACAUUUGUAAUCAAAAUGGCAAGUGUAAUAUGUAGAGUUUUACAUAAAAGUAUAUAUACAUGUGCAGAUUUAAAAAAUUGGGUUUUGCACUUCUAUAGCUUAAUUCACUAUUUUAGAAAAAUUGGUUUUUGAAGAGAAAAUUAUAUUUAAAAGAUUUUAACAGCAGCUAUUUUGACCUCCUUUAAAUUACUCCUAAUUAUAUACAUAUACUAUGUACCUUGUUGACGAUUGAUCAUGUGAUCUGAUGAACGCUAAGUCAUGUGACCCAAUUCUUAUCGGGUCAUGUGACCAAGAUGACCAUUCCUCUUUAUUCAUGAUGAUACAAAAUUAUAUAGAAUUAAAUGUUGAUAUCCUUUUACUCAUAUGGGAAUUUGAUGGCCAGGAGAACAGGCUUAUUUUUUUAGUCUAAAAACCCGUUUUAUACAAUAUAAUAUAUAUAUUUAAUAUAUUCUCAUAUUUAUGUCAUAUUAAAUCUCUGUUUUAGUUUUUUUUUCUGUGACUACACAAGCAGACUGUGUGAUUUUUGGAAACUGCCAGGUACUGGUGUAUACCUUGGUUUCAGAAUUGUACAUACACUUGUGAGUGUGUGUAACCGUGUGUGCUCUGGUGAGAAUGGUGCAGUGUUCCUUUGUUAGGAAUACAAGACAUUUCUACUAGGAUGAAUUUUCCAAACUUUGUUGUAAGCCUCAUGUGUUAGUGCUAUGUUGAAAUUGAAAAGUGCUAUAAGGAUGUUUCAUAUUCUGUAUGUUUUGUAUAAUAAUGCCUGGCUGUAACUUCUCGUACAGUCAUUGUUCAUGUUUGUUUAAUGGACUCUGAAAAAAAAAACCAUUGUAUAGUUGUUCUCAAACCAUUAACAGAGUCCUCUUUGAUAUGAAUAACUGUAAAACAUGGAUGUGGGAUGAGACAUAUUUAGAGGAAUCUGUACUAGAGAGAACUUUUCUCCCAGUAUAUCAGUUACCUCAAGUUUUGGUCUUAUUUCUCAUUCUGUGUUGGUAAAAAAAGAAAGAAAAAAUAAUCUCAAGACAUUGAACCAUGCAUGGGAGUACUUGAUUUGAUGGCAGUUUGUGGCAGUCAGGUCAAUGUCUUGUUAUUGCUGCAGAUUUGCUCCACUGCAUAUAUAUAUAUAUAUAUAUGAAAUAAAACAAGAACCAUU